This is a messenger RNA of Exophiala dermatitidis NIH/UT8656, 2343 nucleotides long. RefSeq names its product alpha-1,3-mannosyltransferase. Gene Ontology annotation, molecular function: alpha-1,3-mannosyltransferase activity. The coding region runs from base 1 to 2343 and encodes 780 amino acids. Gene Ontology annotation, cellular component: Golgi apparatus. The transcript is spliced from 2 exons. Gene Ontology annotation, biological process: protein O-linked glycosylation. Lineage: Eukaryota; Fungi; Ascomycota; Eurotiomycetes; Chaetothyriales; Herpotrichiellaceae. The record is from RefSeq and is a predicted model, not a curated record.
AUGCGGGUUCCUUCAGGAGGCAUGUUUACUCCACGGCAUGCGCCAUUGAAGGAGGGCCGUUCUUUUCCCGGUCUACCAUAUGGCGGGUCUGCGAGACGGGGUCUUCGAUCACGGCAGGGGGCGCUGUUGCUCAUUAUCCUCAUCUGUGUGCCGUUGGUGUAUUUCUUGACAUCGACGGGUCCUUCAAGCAUAACAAGCGUGCCAAUUCCAGACAAUAUAAGACCGCCACCCAACAAUCCGCGCGAUGCAGAAGUGGUGUUGAAACCGAAUCCGAACGCGGAUCCCAAUGGUGUCCCUCGACCGCCACCACCGCAACAGGAGCGCCCGGUCAUGGACUCUGAGAGACCAGCUCCUCCACCAGCCAACAAUGGGCCAUCGGAAGGCGGCCGGUUCGAAGCACCCCCGGCAGCAGUCGACGAGUCUCGUGAGUCGUCGCAAAAGCAGCACAUUACUCCCAUCGACCCAGUCGAGGCCGACGAUGAGGAGACAUCUGGUCGAGACGGCUACGGAAGACCUAACAAGUCGCCUUCUCUUCCCCAGCAAGGUGGUUCAGUCAAGGGCGGCAACCGCCAGGGCGGGCCCAAACCGCCACAGGCGCCCAAGUUCGCUGAACGGCCGCAAUUCGAGCGGGCGCUGGAGCGAGUCAUCAAUCUCCUACCCGGUGAAAUGGAGGGUCGCGAUCUUCUUCGACAAGUCGAAGGGACAGGCAAGGAGAAGCUGCGCGAAAUGGGCCUCCGGGUCCGCGAGUACAAGAAGUUCUUUGAGGCCUGGGAAGCACUGCAUUUGGUUCAAGACGAGGAAGGCGGCAGCUACGUCCGCGACGACGUGAUCCAGUACCUCCGCCACCAUGUGCAUAAGCAGACAUCUGCACGAUCAGCAUCUUCUUCUUCAUCCUCAUCAGAAGACGACGACAUGGACCUGGCCGCCGAAGAAGAGGCCAGCAAAUUCGCCCAGACGGUGCACUCGUACGAAGCGUACCGAUACUUUCUGGUCAAGUUUGGCCAACUACUAUUUCCGUGGACGGCGCCUUACUUCCCGGACCACAUGACUCUCCACUCGCACUUCAAGCGUGGCGGACGGGGCAUUGUAUUGACAGCCGGCGACGACCAGGCUCCGUUUCUGCUGACCACGAUCCCGACGUUCCGCAAACUCGGCUGCAACCUGCCCAUCGAGGUCAUGUACCUUGGCGAUUCGGAUUUGAGCGAGGACUACCGCGCCGACCUCGAGGCUCUCGACGGUGUCAUCACGCGCGACAUUGCCCAAAUGGUCAAUGACGAGGGGUGGAAACUCGCCGGUUGGGCCGCCAAACCAUUUGCCAUUUUGUUUUCGAGCUUCCGCGAGGUCAUUUUCAUUGAUGCCGAUUCUCUGUUCUUCCGCAACCCGGAGGUUCUGUUCGAUGAUCCUGGAUACCGUAAGACCGGCGCCCUGUUUUUCAAAGAUCGCUUGAUUAUGCCAGAGAACAAGAAACGCUGGCUCCAGCAGAUCCUCCCGAAACCUAUCUCCCGACAGGUCAAGCAGAGUCGUUUCUGGACCGGCGACAGUGGGCACAUGCAGGAAUCGGGUGUUAUUGUGGUUGACAAGUGGCGCCAUUUUAUUGCUUUGUUGUUGGUGACUCGUAUGAACGGACCCGACCGGGACGGUAACAAGGAUGAAGGUAGAGUUGGUGUUUAUGACAUGGUUUAUGGUGACAAAGAGACAUUCUGGAUCGGCUGGGAACUCGUCGGCGACCAAGACUAUUCAUUCCACCAAGGCGACGCCGGCACCAUGGGCGUGAUCCAGGAACCCAAAGAGGACGACAAAGAUAAAGACAAGAAGAAAGACGACGACAAAAAAGAAAAAGAGAAGGAAAAGGAAAAGAAGCCCGAAAAGCCGAAAAAGGAACAGAAACUUCCCGUCGUGGUGCUCGACGAGAACGGCCAAGUCGUCGAACAAAAGGCCGAAGAAGGCCAAGGCCAAGGCGAUGGUCAAGAAGAGGAAGAAGACCAGGAAGCAGGUGUCGAAGCCACACAAACAGAAAAAGAACCCGACGAGCCAGAACCUACCAGCUACACCAUGUGUGCACCCCAGCUGCUCCAUCUCGAUCUCGAGGGUAAACCGCUCUGGUUCAACGGAUGGCUGCUCGACAACAAGUUUGCCGACAAGAAACAGAAGAAGUUUGGCAAGUUUGAACAUUAUCUUAUUGAGCCGCGUGACGUCCGCGACCCGGGCGCCUGGCAGCUCGAGGAGAGCAAUAUGUGCUGUUUGACUACGGACCCGCAUCUGAAGCGAGAAUUCACGGCGGAAGAAAAGGCGAUUUUGGAUAUGAUGAUCAAACAGGCUCGAGAGGUUGGGAUCUCGGGGUGA